AUGGGGGACGGAUACAGAGAGUCCCGCUACCGGGACCGCGAUGGCAGCGAGUCGGGCGAGGAGCGAUACAGAACCACAAAGGUCCGUCGCUAUAAGAUCAAGCCUGGCCGUGACGACCACUACGAGAGCUUCGAGGUUGAUGACGAGCCCCGGUCCCGCUACUCUGGCCUACCCGUCCGAACUCGAGAUGACUACUACGACUUUGACCGUCGCCCGGAGCGCCCGCGUUCAGAGUAUAUCCCACGGUCGGAGCAUCCUGACGACCGCCGUAGCGCCUACUACGAGCCUGAGAAGGACUUUCACAAAGACGCAGACCCAGGCCGUAUCACCGUCUGGGAACCCAAGGAGAGCGACGUAGAUUUCGAUCGCCGGUCUCGCUAUAGCCGACACGACGAUGAGAUUCGCGUCGAGAAGGAAUACGAAGGCCGAUACAAGGAUUCUCACGGUCACGAUGUUGACCGAAUCCAAAAGGAAACUGAAUAUUAUAUCCGACCCAGCCCCCCACCUUCCCCAGUCAUAGUCCGCCAGCGAGCUGAGCCCCAAAAGAUCAUAUUCCAGGAAGCCCCUCCCCCAGCACCCAUUGUCAUACCCCGCCAAGAGUCCAACAUCGUGAUGCUGAGGGAAAAGGAGCCUGCCCGUGAGAUGGUCCGGAGGGAAAAGGAGCCCGCUCGGGAGAUGGUCCGGAGGGAGCGGGAUAGGCCCGAGGAGGAGUACUACUACCGCCAUGAAGAGUAUGAUGGCCCUUACCGUAGCAGAUCCGACCUCGACCGGGAGCGAGAUUACGCUCUAGCGCGGAUGGACCACCACCGCCAUCAUCACGACAGCUACAGUGACGACGAAGACUACUAUGUCCACCACCGACGAAUUGUCCGGAAGGAACGUAGCGAAAGCCCGCAUCGCAAGCGCAUAAUGGCUGCCGGUGCCCUUGCCGGCGCUGGUGUUACUGCUCUGCUCUCUAGUCGUCGCGACGAGAACGGCGACCUGCCUGAGCACCGCCGCCGAAAGGUUCUCGCUGGUUCGGCCCUUGGUGCUAUUGGAACUGAGGCCCUUAGGAGGGCUUACAGUGCCCAUGAGGAAAAGCACGGAGGCUCUCCAGAUAGCCACUCGACUCUUAAGAAGGCUCUUGGCGUCGCUGCCGUCGGUCUUGCUGCCGCCGGAGCGGCCAAGUAUAUGCAGGCCAACAAGGUCGAGAAGGAAGAGUCCAGUCGUGGACGCAGCCGAAGACGCUCGCACUCAGUCGCCACUUCUCGCUUCGGCUCAGGAUCGCGGGCUGGAUCUCGUAGCCGGAGGCGAAGCGUUUCAGUCGCCAAGGCCGCCUUAGGCACUGCCGCAACGGCCGGCCUCAUCAAGAAGCUUCGAAGCAGGUCGCGGAGAAAGAGCGGGGACAGGAGCAGGAGCAAGUCCAAGAUUCGCCAUCUGGCUGAGAUCGGUGGUGCUGCCACCGCUGCUGGUGUCGCUGCAAAGCUUUGGGACAAGCGCGCUGAAAAGAAAAACAAGGAAGAUGAUGAGCGUGAGCUAAGCAGGGAGCGUGAGAGAAGUCGACGGCAUUCUACUAGGGGCCGGAGCAGGGAUCGAAGCUGGAGCCGCAGCCCGAGCCGUGGUCCAAGCCGUGCCUCUAGCCGUGCUCCUAGCAGGAGCAGGUCAAGAGCUCCCUCAGCCCGCAAUCGCUCUCCUGGUUCCGAGGUUGGUUUGAUCGAGUAUGGACAUGAUCCCCUCGGCCCUCCCCCUUCCAAGGCUGCACACGGAUACGAAUCUGAAGCCGAGGAGAGGCGACGUCGACAAAGGAGGUCGCGUGGUCGUUCUCACUCGUCUGAUGAAGGUGAGGCAAGGGACAGACAUGCCCGUAGUAAGAGCCGUUUGCGCGACAUGGCCGCAGGAGGGGCUGCUGCGCUCGGAAUCAAGGAGUUCAGAAGCCAAAAGGAAGAGGAGGACCUGGAUAGGAGGUCCCGAGAACGGCAGGCGAGAGAAGAAAUGCGACAACGUGACCGAAUGGAAGGACGGGAUCGCUCGAGGUCAAGGUCCAGAGGAGGCCCGAGAGGCCCUGACUACUUCGGCGAUUACAAUGGCCGCACAUCGCCACCAACCGCAUCUGGAGGUGCCUACUAUCCACCAUACCCUUCCACCCCUGGUGGCGAGGAAGGUCCCGGUGGUUACGGCAAUCCUGCCAUGCCAGAGGCUAAUCUGUACCACAACAACCGAUACGUCCCUCAGGACUACACCGGUUAUGUCCCACCAAGAACUCCGGGUGAGAACGUGGGCAUGGGAAUUCAUGGAGGCGCGGGGCUCCCGCCUGCUCCUCCAGCCGGCCCUCCCCCACGUCCCCGCUCCUCAACGGGCAAUUACCCCCCAGAGCAUUCUGUGGUGUUUGGUCCUCUCUCUCCAAGAAGCUCGGUAACAAUGGAACGACACCGGAGGGGAUUUUUUGAUGAAAACAAGGAUAUGAAGCGACCGGCCCCUCUCUUACUUGAAAACGGACCUUCAGACUCUCCUGACACCCCUGAUUAUCCUGAGAAACCAAAAGAUGACCGCUCUGGCCGAGACUCGUCGUCAGAGCGACGCAUUGUCCGUAUUCGGCCUCAAGACCUCCUCGCUGGCUCUCAAGACAGGGUCCGUCAACGUCGCGAUGAGAGCAACGACCGCAAGAAGCGCGAUGAGGGUGAUGACCGCGAUAAUCAUAAUAAGCGUGGCGAACGUGAGGAGCGAGAGCCUUCGUCGGAACGGCGCAUCGUCCGCAGACCGUCCAGGAAAUCACGAUCUCCCGCGUCAGAAUCGGACGAUGAUAUUGAGGUCCUUCCCGACCGCUUUGACGAUAGUGGCUCUCCCGUAAGCGAACACAGACCUCGCCGCUCACACCACCGGAGCAGCCGCAGCGCCGACUACCAUCACAGGAGUCGCCACCCUGACGACCAGGAGAGGCGAGGUUCAUGGCAGUUUGGCGGGGCUGACCCCCAGCUGAUGGACACCGUGGUCCGGGGCGUUACGAGCGUCAUGGAGGGCAAGAAGAACUGGGUGUCUCUACUAGGGGACGUACUGGGCAGCGGUGUAAUCGGAGGUCUUGGCGCUCAAGCGUUGCAGGAGGAAGACGAUCACGAUCGCAGGCGGCAUCGACAUAGAUAA
Molecule: messenger RNA, 3117 nt
Organism: Clonostachys rhizophaga
Lineage: Eukaryota; Fungi; Ascomycota; Sordariomycetes; Hypocreales; Bionectriaceae
Source: the annotation of a GenBank genome assembly